Messenger RNA from Pelmatolapia mariae (spotted tilapia), 2772 nucleotides. Its product is annotated as MAGUK p55 subfamily member 3-like. Gene Ontology annotation, molecular function: protein binding. The transcript is spliced from 20 exons. The record is from RefSeq and is a predicted model, not a curated record. Bases 348 to 2288 code for a protein of 646 amino acids. Gene Ontology annotation, cellular component: plasma membrane; cell-cell junction. Lineage: Eukaryota; Metazoa; Chordata; Actinopteri; Cichliformes; Cichlidae.
CUGACAGAGGGGGAAGGGGAGGCUCACUGAGCGAUAUAUUGGGUGUAGCAGAGAAAUAAAAGCAAAUGUGUGCCAGUCAGCUGGAGACGGAGUGAGCAGAGAGAAAUACAGAGAGAGGGAGGAAGAGGGAAACAGGAAAGCGGGGCAGGCUGGUAUUAUAAGCGCUGUCGAGAUAGAAGGAGGUGAGCUGUGCACGCUGAGGCUGUGAGGAGCCUCAAGCAGGUUGUUCUCUGUGAUUCUGUCUCGGCCUCAUGUGAGGAACAAAACAAAACAGAAGAGGGAAUUAUUUGAGAGAACUGUUUCCUCUCUCCCCCUCCAACCUCUCCGCAGCCUCCUGCCGCCUCUGAAUGAUUGAAGCCAUGCCCAUCGUAUCUGCAAGCACAGGGCUGCAUGAGAUCCUGGCUCUGCUCACGUCUCAGCUUCACCCUGAUGCCAACCACAAAGAAGACCUGGUCUUCCUCAAAGAUGUCUUCAGCGAGAAAAGCAUCGGAUACCUCAUGAAGAUCCAUGAAAAACUGAAGCAGUAUGAGAAACACAGCCCCACUCCAGUCCUGCACAGUGCCUCCUGUUUGGCAGAGGAUCUAGCAGAAGAGCUUCAGAAUGGGCCACUGGAGGAUGAUGAGCAAGAACUGCUGCUCCUCUUGAGCACUCCUCAUCUCAAGGCAGUGCUAUCGGCUCAUGACACAGUGGCUCAAAAAAAAUUUGACCCUGUGCUGCCGCCGCUCCCAGACGAUCUGGACGAUGACCUGGAGGAAGAGUCUGUGAAGAUCGUUCGGCUGGUGAAGAACAAGGAGCCACUGGGAGCGACUAUUCGGAGAGACGAAGCAACAGGAGCUGUAAUUGUGGCCCGAAUCAUGAGGGGAGGCGCUGCUGACCGGAGUGGUCUGGUGCAUGUAGGGGAUGAGCUUCGAGAGGUCAACGGAAACCUGAUAACCCACAAAAGGCCAGAUGAAAUUAGUCAGAUACUGUCCCAAUCACAAGGCUCCAUCACACUGAAAAUCAUCCCAGCUGUUGCAGAUGACGAUAAAAUGAAAGAAAGCAAGGUCUACAUCCGGGCUUUAUUUGAUUAUACACCUUUUGAGGACAAAGCAACCCCGUGCCAAGAGGCAGGACUUCCCUUUAAACGGGGUGACGUUCUUCAGGUUGUUAGCCAGGAGGACCCCACCUGGUGGCAGGCCAAGAGGGUGGGCGACUGUAACCUGCGCGCUGCCCUCAUCCCUUCGGCGCAGUUUCAGGAGAGGCGACUGAGAUACAGGAUGAAAAUGGGUUCCGUGUCUGCUCCCAUUUCCCCAAAAGCUCCCACAUAUGAACGGGCCGAUAGAGUUUCUUUAAUUGCCACAAAUCCUCUCCUAACCUGCUGUGUUCUCACGUUAAAGUACCCCCAACACCUCCUCCCUCCUCUUACCCUGUCUUCUCUUCCCGAUUGCCAUCCAACAGAAGACUGUGACAAUAAGAGUGCUGUGAAUGGAAAGGACAUAGUUUCUCCCAAGAGUAAGGCAGCCCCUGCCUUCUGUGGCCAUGCUUUCUCAUGGGAUUUUUACUCAGCUAGCCUACGCAGAAGCUUCCGCCACAGGAAAGAUCGCCAGGGUUCUCCUGGUGAAGCGCACACUCCCGAUGCCAAUCACACGGAGUUCCUGAUUUACGAGGAAGUCGCACAAUAUUUCCCACGUCCUGGAGAGAGGCCUCGCCUUAUAACACUCAUAGGUUCACUUGGUGCACGGAUUGCUGAGAUCAAACAGAAGGUGAUUGCUGAGAAUCUGCGGCGGUACGGUUUGGCUGUGCCUCACACCACUCGAGCCAGGAAGAGUCAUGAGAGAGAAGGAGUGGAGUACCACUUCAUCAGUAAAGCUGCUUUUGAGGCAGACAUCCAGAAUGGCAAGUUUAUUGAGUAUGGCGAGUAUAAAGAGAAUCUCUAUGGCACCAGUUUGGACUCCAUUCACAGAGUUUUGGAUCAGAACAAGGUCUGUCUGGUGGACGUGCAGCCAGAGGCAUUGAAGACUCUCCGCACCGCUGAGUUCAAACCAUAUGUCAUCUUUGUAAGGCCUCGCAUCGAUGAUGGUCAUAGAAAGCAGUUUGGCUCCUCUUCCUCACUCAGCGUAGGGGUCACGGACGAUGACUUGCAGGAAAUGAAGCAGUCGGCAGAGCAAAUGGACGAAUGCUACGGCCACUGGGUCGACUAUGUGUUGGUAAAGGAAGAUCCAGCUAGUGCCUUAGCAGAGCUCCAGGUUGUAUUGGAAAAAGUACAGAUGGAGCCACAGUGGGUGCCUGCGUCCUGGGUGAGGCGCUAGCCAGCUGACCUUCCAAAUAGAAAAAGAGGACACAGAACUGUGGCGUGCCUCUGAAGGUGCUGAGCAUUUGGACUGAUCCAGUGUUUUACUGCCAUGUAACCAUUCCACAAAUGAGUAUGUGAGUCACUGUAAAAGAACAUCCAACAGGCCUGUUGCAGAGUGGUCAGCAUAGAAUGACCACAGUAGUCAGAUAGUGCUGGUGUACAUACGUAUAUCCUGAUAGUGCAGUGGCUUUAUACGAGAAAGGUAUGUAGUACAAGCAUGCAGGACAAAGUUCCUACAGCAACUUAUUGUCAAAAACAUGUGCACUCAGUGUGGUCAGCAAUGUAAGCCCCCUAUUAUAACAGCAGCUAUAAUGUGAAGUGCCAUAUUAAAUAUGUUAACUGUAAAGCAGAAGAAAUCUGAAGACCAUGUGACUGAUUUUGCUUUGACAAAAGUUUGAGUUUAGUGAAGUGGGUUGAAUAUGUCUACAUUUGCUUGAGAA